Messenger RNA from Cucurbita pepo subsp. pepo (vegetable marrow), 1823 nucleotides. Its product is annotated as vesicle-associated protein 2-2. The record is from RefSeq and is a predicted model, not a curated record. NCBI's taxonomy places the organism in Eukaryota, Viridiplantae, Streptophyta, Magnoliopsida, Cucurbitales, Cucurbitaceae. Gene Ontology annotation, cellular component: plasma membrane; endoplasmic reticulum membrane. Gene Ontology annotation, biological process: endoplasmic reticulum membrane organization.
CACGAUCACCGCACAGCCGGUACAACGAACACGUCUCUCUCUCUCUCUCUACUCUGCUUUCACUGAUCAGUUCAUCAGACCACCAAACAGAUCAUUCAAUCACACCUUCCUCUCUCUCUCUCUCUCUCUCUAGAAAUUUCCAGGGUUUUUCUCUUCUUGUGGGAUUGUAAAUUCCACCAAAUCAUUGGACGUUCUUUCAAUUUCAAUUCUCCGGUGCGUUUUAUUUAUUCAAAGCGGAAGUUUCACGGCGAAGUUUUCGUUCAUCUCCACUCGCUCUUUGUUCUCUGUCUUCCGGAACAGAAUAAUCGUUGCCUAAGCUUUGAAUGCAGAGAGCUAUUACUUUUGAAUUUGGUGUAUUGUGACGAAGAGACAUGAGUACUAAACUCUUGCAUAUCCAGCCCAAGGAACUACAAUUCGUAUUUGAAUUGAGGAAACAAAGUACGUGCACGGUUCAGCUAGCCAAUAACACCAACCAUCAUGUUGCCUUUAAAAUUAAAACCACGUCUCCUAAGAAAUACUGUGUUCGACCCAAUGUUGGGAUAGUUUUUCCAAAAUCAGCAUGUGAAUUUUCAGUUAUAAUGCAAGCUCAACGGAUUGUCCCUCCCGAUAUGUUGUGUAAAGACAAGUUUUUAAUUCAAAGCACAAUUGUUCCAUCAGGGACAACAGAAGAGGACAUCACUGCUAGUAUGUUUUCAAAAGAUGGAGGUAAAUAUAUUGAAGAAGAUAAGCUCAAAGUAGCGCUCAUUAGUCCGCUGAAUUCCCCAAUACCCUCACCUGUUGAUGGAACAAUUGACGAAAUCAUGGAUGAAGUUAUGAAACUGAACGAGAAAAGUGGACCGCUAAGUGAUGGGCUGGCCACCAAUGAAACUACAAAGCUGAAAGAUCGAAAUGGUGCAUCAGAUGAACUGCUUCCUUCUGGGUUUUCAACACUAAGAGAACAAAUUAGACCAUCAAAAGGGAGGACGGCCCACGACGUUUCAGGGUUAAAGAAUGAUUUUUUUGCAUCAUUGAAGGAGGGGCGGACAAUUGAAGCUUUAAAACCAUCUAAUCAAAAUGGAGUUUUGAGGGAGGAGGUUCUGCUUCAUAGGACUUCAGAACACAAGGAUCAAAAUGGAGCAUCAAAGGAAGAACUAUCUCGUGAAGCAUUAAAACCGAGAGAUCAAAAUGGAGCAUUAAUGGAGCAGGAGUUUAGUGUUGAAGCUCCAAAAAGAAGAGUUCAGAAUGGAGCAGAGGGGCGCGCCUUUGGAACUUCACAUCUGGAGGAUCAAGAAAUUGUUAUAAUUCAACCUUCACCGGUGGGAGUAAAAAUUCCUAAGGGUCUGGAUGAAAACCUAAAGCAGCUAAACAAUAGCCCGUUGAGAUUACGAAAGACGGCUGAGAUGAAGCAAGCAGCAGAAUUGGAGCCAAUGAAAGUGAAAAAAUCGAAACAGCUCAAGUUAGUUAAGGACAUUGAUGAGAUGAAGUCAAAGCUAAAUGAAAUUGAAUUAAAGCUUGGAGAGGCUCAACAUACCAUUUCAAGGCUGUCCGAGGAGAGGAGAUUUAGUGCUCAAGAAGUAAAAAACUUGAAGGAGAACUUGAUGGGAAUGAGUAGGAGAGGCAGGGCGAGCAACCGCGUCGGUUUUCCUCCUUUGUUUCUCUGUAUGGUGGCGCUUAUUUGCAUUGUGUUCGGAUACCUUUUGCGCUAUUGAAGAACCGAAUGCGCUGAUCAGGAGCGGUGAAGAGAGAGCGACAAAGAUUGGAGAAAACAUGUAAAGGAAUUAUCUUACUUUAUGUAGAUAGAAUGGUAGGUAUAGGGCUGUUGUGUGUUGUCAAUAAGAAUAAAG